Suillus discolor is the source of this 366-nucleotide messenger RNA. RefSeq lists its product as uncharacterized. The record is from RefSeq and is a predicted model, not a curated record. The transcript has 3 exons. Lineage: Eukaryota; Fungi; Basidiomycota; Agaricomycetes; Boletales; Suillaceae. The coding region runs from base 1 to 366 and encodes 121 amino acids.
AUGGAUUCAGUAAACACUUCUAGCCUUUCAAUUAAUCGCCUAGAGCCACCGUCUCAACGGUACAGGCUUCGUUCAGAAACUCCGAGUCCUUCUCCUGCUCUCCCAGAGAUUCCACCAGCGGAACUUGAUCUCGCUUUUUCCUUUGACACGAUCAUGGGUUUUUCAAAAUUUUCAGAACCACAGGCCGAGAAAGUCCAGAAGCGAGCUAGUAACGUGAUGAAGCUAACUCAGGAGAAUGAGAAGCUGAAAGAAGAGCUUAGAGCAAUGACUGCUCGCUUAGAAGCUGCUGAACGCAAACGUCAGGAGUUAGCUAGCAGAUUUCCGAAGCAACAACAGAACAACACGGCACAAUCCAACAGGUCAUAG